This is a messenger RNA of Xiphophorus hellerii (green swordtail), 9134 nucleotides long. RefSeq lists its product as uncharacterized. Gene Ontology annotation, biological process: adenylate cyclase-activating G protein-coupled receptor signaling pathway; cell surface receptor signaling pathway. Gene Ontology annotation, molecular function: G protein-coupled receptor activity. The coding region runs from base 75 to 7598 and encodes 2507 amino acids. Lineage: Eukaryota; Metazoa; Chordata; Actinopteri; Cyprinodontiformes; Poeciliidae. Gene Ontology annotation, cellular component: membrane. The record is from RefSeq and is a predicted model, not a curated record. The transcript is spliced from 34 exons.
AAAGAAGAGCAGCAAAAUAAACGUGCACUCAAGACACCAGCCUCUUUGGAAGCCAGGCUGCCUGGAGAGCGAGGAUGGCUUUACCAAAGGUGAUCCGGUUGGCCGUUGUUCUUUUGGUUAUAUGUUGCGCCCUGGACAAGUCCGGAUUCAGACACUCUGUGUCCGUCUUCUUAGAGGAACUGACGGCUGGUAAAUCACCAACCCUUCAUGUUAGAGAGAAAAGAGAAACUUUUACGAAUUUCACUGAUUACGAGUUCCAAGUUGUUUUAAGUCUUUCUGAGCUGGAGAUUCUUCAGACGAUUCUCAACAACCUCAGUUUUCCCAUACUCAUCGACAGCACCAGUGAGAUUUCCAACCUUGACGCCACGACAGUGUGUUCACGAAAUAUAAGUGGGUACCAGUGUGUGUGCGAGGAGAACUUUGCCUGGUCUUAUAACAGCUGUAUUACCUAUGGAGUGUGUGACGCCAUCGUUGGUGACACAUGUGGCUGCAUUAACGAGCUUCCAGCUGACGGUCAGGUCUGCCAGGUGAACAGCAGCCAAACAGAGCUGGUGGACUUCGAUGUGAUCCUUGACCUCCGCAUUCCGCUCUCCGGCGUUCCAGACAACAUACUUGAGUUCAUCCGAAGCGUUCUGGGGAAUGAAACCUUCCCUGCAACCAUCUCACAGUCUUUGGAAGUGACAGAGAUGCUACUAACCACAGCCUGCUCUCCAAACUCCACUGACAGACUGCUGUGUGAUUGUGAGGAUGGUUUUGCUUGGCCAUGUGACAAGUGCAACGGCAGCAACUCAUGCAGCAACGUCAGCAGUCAAACCUGUACUUGCAUAUAUGGACUUCCUUCUGACAACGAGUACUGCCAGCCAAUCACAAAUAACUCCUUCUGCCCAACUCCACCUCCAGUAUUGACAAUGAUGACAACAGCCAGGCCAAGUAGAACAACACCGUCUCCUCCCACAAAUUACGAAACAUCAACCAUCUUGACAACCACAUCAUCUCCUCCACCUUAUGAAACAUCAAUCGUCAUGUCAACUACAUCGUCUCCUCCAACACCUUAUGAAUCAGAUUGGUACGUUGGCAUCGUUCUUGAUUUGCACUUCCCCUUCUCCAACGUUCCACCCGAUAUCCUUGAUUUGAUAAGAGCAGCUUUGGAAAAUGAAACAUUUCCUGUGACACUCUCACAGUUUGUAGAAGUGAUAGAAUUAAACUUGACCACAGCCUGCUCUCCAAACGCCACUGAUGGACUGAGGUGUGAAUGUGAGGAUGGCUAUUCUUGGCCGUGUGACAUGUGCAAUGGAAACAAUUCAUGCAAAGAUGUCAGCAGUCAAACUUGUACAUGCAAAUAUGGACUUCUUUCCAAUGAAGAGUUCUGUCAACCAAUCACAAACAUUGAUUUGUGUCCCACGACUUCUCCAGCCACAACAACAGCCACCCCAACCACAACAUCUGUCAUGCCUACCACUAUGACUGCCAUGCCAACCAUGGAAACAGGCUAUCCGAAUACAUCAACUCCUUCAGCAACUGAUGUGGAACUUUAUGUGCUCCAUGAAUUGUUCAUCCCAGUUGCCAGUGUGCCACCAAACAUAGUUGAUUUAUUCAGAGCAGCACUCAAAAAUGAAAGCUUCCCUGUAACCCUCACAUCUUCUUUAAAAGUUAUAGAACUAAAUAUAACAACAGUCUGUCAUCCAAACUCCACUUAUGGCCUGGAAUGCAAAUGUGAGGAUGGCUUUGGUUGGCCAUGUGAGAUGUGCAGCAGCUACAAUUCAUGCAGUAGUGACAUCAGUCAAACCUGUACAUGCAUUUAUGAACAGUCAUUUGUACACCAGUACUGUCAGCCAAUUACAGAAAUCGCUCAGUGUCCUGUGCCAAACACAACAACAAUACCAGAAAUGACAACAGUGACAAAUGCAACAAUGCCAGAGAUAACAGUGACAAACGCAACAACACCAGAAAUGACUACAGUGACAAAUGCAACAACACCAGAAAUAACAACAGUGAAAAACGCAACAACGCCAGAAUUACCAACAGUGACAAACACGACAAUACAAGAAAUGACAACAGUGACAAUUGCAACGUUAGAAAUGACAACUGUGACAAAUGCAACAACGCCAGAUAUAACAACAGUGACAAGCACAACAACAAUGCCAGAAAUAACAGUGACAAAAGCAACAACGUUAGAAAUGACAACAGUGACAAACGCAACAACGCCAGAAAUAACAGUGACAAACACAACAAAAGAAAUAACAACUGUGACAAAUGCAACAAUGCCAGAAAAUACAGUUACUAAUGCAACAACACCAGAAAUAACAAUGACUAAUGCAACAACACCAGAAACAACAACAGUGACAAACGCAACAACACCAGAAAUAACCACAGUGACAAAUGCAACACCAGAAAUAACAACUGUGACAAACGCAACAACACCAGAAAUAACAACAGUGACAAAUGCAACAACACCAGAAAUAACAAUGACUAAUGCAACAACACCAGAAAUAACAACUGUGACAAACUGCAACAACACCAGAAAUAACAACAGUGACAAACGCAACAGCGCCAGAAAUAGCAAAAUAACAAUGACAAACGCAACAACACCAGAAAUAACAGUGACAAACGCAACAACACCAGAAAUAACAGUUACUAGUGUAACAACACCAGAAAUACCACUGACUAAUGCAACAACACCAGAAAUAACAAAAGUGACAAAUGCAACAACAUCAGAAAUAACAACCAUGACAAACGCAACACCAGAAAUAACAACUUGGACAAACGCAACAGCUCCAGAAAUAACAGUUACUAAUGCAACAACACCAGAAAUAACAACCGUGACAAACACAACAACACCAGAAAUAACAGUGACUAAUGCAACAACACCAGAAACAACAACAGUUACAAACGCAACAAUGCCAGAAAUAACAACAGUUACAAAUGCAACAACACCAACAACGUUAGAAGUGACAACAGUGACAAAUGCAACAAUGCCAGAAAUAACAGUGACAAACGCAACAACACCAGAAAUAACAACAGUGACUAAUGCAACAACACCAGAAAUAACAACAGUGAUAAACGCAACAACACCAGAAAUAACAACAGUGACAAACACAACACCAGAAAUAACAACUGUGACAAACGCAACAACACCAGAAAUAACAACCCUGACAAACGCAACAACACCGGAAAUAACAGUGACUAAUGCAACAACACCAGAAAUAACAACCAUGACAAACACAACAACACCAGAAAUAACAACCAUGACAAACGCAACAACUCCAGAAAUAACAACCGUGACAAACGCAACAACACCAGAAAUAACAGUGACUAACGCAACAACACCAGAAAUAACAACAGUGACAAAUGUAACAUCAGAAAUAACAACCGUGACAAACGCAACAACACCAGAAAUAACAACUGUGACAAACGCAACAAUGCCAGAAAUAACAGCGACAAAUGCAACGUUAGAAAUGACAACAGUGACAAAUCCAACAACACCAGAAAUAACAGUGACUAACGCAACAACACCAGAAAUAACAACAGUGACAAAUGUAACAUCAGAAAUAACAACCGUGACAAACGCAACAACACCAGAAAUAACAACUGUGACAAACGCAACAAUGCCAGAAAUAACAGCGACAAAUGCAACGUUAGAAAUGACAACAGUGACAAAUGCAACAAUGCCAGAAAUAACAGUGACAAAUGCAACAACACCAGAAAUAACAACAGUUACAAAUGCAACAACACCAACAACGUUAGAAAUGACAACCGUGACAAAUGCAACAAUGCCAGAAAUAACAGUUACUAAUGCAACAACACCAGAAAUAACAACAGUAACAAACGCAACAACGCCAGAAAUAACAGUUACUAAUGCAACAACACCAGAAAUAACAACAGUGACAAACGCAACACCAGAAAUAACAACUGUGACAAACGCAACAACACCAGAAAUAACAACCCAGACAAACGCAACAACGGAAAUAACAGUGACUAAUGCAACAACACCAGAAAUAACAACAGUGACAAACGCAACAACACCAGAAAUAACAGUGACAAACGCAACAACACCAGAAAUAACAGUGACAAACGCAACACCAGAAAUAACAGAAACUAAUGCAACAACACCAGAAAUAACAGUGGCCAAUGCAACAACGCCAGAAAUAACAGUGACUAAUGCAACACCACCAGAAAUAACAACCAUGACAAACGCAACGACACCAGAAAUAACAACUGCAACAAACGCAACAACACCAGAAAUAACAGUGACUAAUGCAACACCGGAAAUAACAACAGUGACUAAUGCAACAACACCAGAAAUAACAACAGUGACAAACGCAACAAUGCCAGAAAUAACGAUGACAAAUGCAACAAAGUUAGAAAUGACAUCUGUGACAAAUGCAACAACGCCAGAUAUAACAGUGACUAAUGCAACACCGGAAAUAACAACAGUGACUAAUGCAACAACACCAGAAAUAACAGUGACAAAUGCAACAAAGUUAGAAAUGACAUCUGUGACAAACGCAACAAUGCCAGAAAUAACAGUGACAAAUGCAACAAAGUUAGAAAUGACAUCUGUGACAAAUGCGACAACGCCAGAUAUAACAGUGGCUAAUGCAACAACACUAGAAAUAACAACAGUGACAAACGCAACAAUGUCAGAAAUGACAGUGACAAACGCAACACCAGAAAUUACAGUGGCUAAGGCAACAACACCAGAAAUAACAGUGACAAAUGCAACACCUCCCCCAAAAAUAACAACAGUGACAGAUGCAACAUUGACAAAUAUAACAGUGAUAUUUGCAACAACACCAGAAAUGACCACAGUAACAAAUACAACAUCAAAGAUGACCACAGUGACAACAAAAAUCAUCCCAACAGUAGCCACAACAACUGUAGCUUCUGUUAUAAAUGGGAGAUUUACUCUUAACAUGGAUUUCAAAGCGUUGUAUAAUAAUGAAAACAGUUCUGUUUAUAAAGAUAUUUAUGAUGCUACUAAAACGAAAUGUCAGGAGCUUGUGUCAAAAGAUUGUACUGUGAAGAGUCUAACCUUUCGGAGUGGAAGUACCAUCGCGGACUACACUCUCAUUAGUUCUUCUGGGGAUGAAAAACUAUUUGAUUUAGCAAAAGAUAAAAUGUUAAAUCAACUGGCAGCAAAGUAUCCUGUGGACUUUGUCAGUGUUAAACAAUUAACUACAUCAGUUGAUCCCGGGACAAUAAUUGCUGGGGUUUCAGUCACCCUGACAUGUGGACCUCCUCCGACUAAUCUGGGUUCAGACCUGACGGUGGAGUGGACACGUUCUGGAACUCUUCUGGACACAGUCACACCCAGCCAAGACAGAACAUCAAUAUACACAAUCCCAAAGUUUUUGAAAAUUCAUGAUGGAACAUAUGUGUGUAAAAUGAAGCGGAACGACGGUGCCACUUUCACACAGAGCCUCACCUUAACGUCCAAAGCAGCACCACAGAUUACCGUGAACCCAGUCAGAGGAACGGUGCAAUGUGGUGAUUCUGUGUCUGUGUCGUGUUCUGUUAACACUGGCUACCAGGUUCAAUUUAAAGACCUGAAUCUUCCAACUCCUGGUUUGGAAAUCAACUAUGUGUAUAAAGCCCCUGAUGGAUGUACCGAACGGGAAGAGACAAUAACCUGCCAAGUGACAACUAACCCACAGGAUUAUAAAAUAAUAACUCUGGAAUUAAUCAAAGCUGUUGUUUGUAAAGCUGACGGUGUAUUCAGUGCCGGAUCGGUAGGUUUUCAGGCUGUUGCAUCCUGUGAAAAAGGCAAGGUGGGAACCAUAACAGCAGUUUGUAAGGCGGAUGGCACAUAUGGAGAUAUCCAAAACAACUGUGUUCUAGAAGUCGUACAGAAUCUGCUCAGUGAGUCGGAGGCAUUGGAUGUGGUUACUCUGCCAGCAUUCUUGGAAGACCUCAAGGGUGCAACUAAGAACAACUCUAAGACCAUAACUGAUUCUCCAGCCACCAUCAGCGCCAUGGUGAAAAUCUUUGCAAAUAUUGGCAGGAGGGCCAAUUCUUUAAAAAUCACAAUAUCUGAACAGUCUACAAAGAAUCUCCUGGAAAGUGCAGGCAUUCUUACCAGUGACGCUGCAAAAGGCUCAUGGGAUGAACUGAACAAUAACAACAAAAGUGAAAGCUCAGAAAACAAAAAUGCCAGCUCUUCAUUUUUGAGCGCCUUUGAAGGGAUAGCAGCCCACGUCGUCAACGAACCUUUGAGCAUAAAUACACAGUAUAUUCUUUUCACCAAAGUUAAUUUCACAAACAAUUUCAAGGGUGACUUUAAUUCCUCCGUGGAAAUAAACAUACCAGAAGCUGAGGGAAGCAGGCACUCAAUCGCAGUAAUGUUAUUUGCUUCCAUGGACAACGUGCUUCCUGCAAGGGAAAGCGUGAACACGUCAUCCAGAGUCAUCAAUGGAAGGGUGGUGCUCAUUCAUCCAGAAUCAGACAUUAACAACAUAUCGAUAGCAUUUGAUGUUCUGAAUGAGACCCUGGGAAAGCCUAAGUGUGUUUUCUGGGAUUUCGAUCUGUUUGACAGUCUUGGAGGAUGGAGUGAUGAAGGCUGCGCCUUUGUACUGAAUGAAAACGGAACAGUCAGGUGCAACUGCAACCACACCACCUCCUUCUCCAUUCUGAUGUCACCUGACAGCCCACAGGAUAUUGUGUUGGACUUUAUAACCUACAUUGGACUUGGCAUAUCCAUGGGCUCCCUGAUUGUAUGUCUCAUCAUUGAAGGCAUCGCAUGGAGAAAAAUAAGAAGACAUUCAACGUCGUACUUGCGUCACGUCUCCAUCGUCAACAUCGCAGUGUCUCUCCUGAUUGCAGACAUUUGGUUCAUUAUUGGAGCGGCCAUUUCAACCACAAGAAGUGCGCCGGCCUGCACAGCCGCUACCUUCUUCAUCCAUUUUUUCUACCUGGCCCUGUUCUUCUGGAUGUUAGCCUCGGCCCUGCUGCUGCUCUACCGGACCCUCAGUGUCUUUGAGGGAGGGCUGUCUAAACUAACCAUGCUGAUCAUCGGAUUCUCUUUGGGAUAUGGAGCUCCGCUGAUCAUUGCAACAAUAACUAUUGCUUCAACUGCUCCCUCGAAUGAGUACAUCCGGGAAAAUGUCGUCUGUUGGCUCAACUGGAACCAGUCCAAAGCUCUGCUGGCCUUCGUGGUCCCUGCUCUCAUGAUAGUAGUGAUAAACUUAAUCAUCCUGGUUGUGGUGUUGUACAAAAUACUGAGCAGAAGAGGUGGAGCAAAUGCAUCCCAAGCAGAAGGGAAGAAUGUUCUGUACGUGAUUGCCAGGAGUUUGGCUGUGCUCACACCGUUGUUCGGACUGACUUGGGGUUUGGGAGUCGGAGUCAUGCUCAGCCCAAAAAACAGAGGGAUGCAAAUUACGUUUGCAUUGUUCAACUCAGUCCAGGGUUUCUUCGUUCUGGUGUUUGGAACACUGUUGGACAAAACGGUGCGAUCAGCGAUGACCAAAUCUCAGGGAUCUUCCUCGCAUAGCAAGACAACAAGCACCAGCGCUGGAACUCUUUACAGCUUCUUUAACAAGCUGAAAAAACCAAGACGUCCUACAGGUGGCUACCACAUAUCUUCUCGUGGAUCCAACACUUAAUCCAAUGCAAAGUCAAGCCAAUCAAUAUUAUUUUUUUUGUACAGAAUUUGUUCUCAUCAAGUUUGAUUUGCUUUUUAAUGGACUGUGAACAAGUGAAGGAAACUGAAUCCACUGCUUUCAGCAGCUGCUACUUGUAAUAAUAAAUCUUUGUAUGUAUAAUAAUGUAUAAUAAUCAGCAGUAAUGUCUGUAAACAUUUUUCAUCCCAACUUUUGACCAAAUGUUUCCUUUGUUUCUUAUGGUCUAAGAUUUAUUUGGUGGAAAAGUGCAAAUUAUGUUAAAUUUUGAGAAGCUUAUAUCAGAUUAUUUUGAAUAAACACAAUAUACAAAGUAAUAUACAUAAUAUACUACGUUUCGUUUCAAAAAGUAGACAUGGAGAUGUCGCAUUUUUGCAAAGCAAGUUACCCAAAUGACUUUAAUCCAAUUAUGACUCUAUGUUGCUGUAACAUAACACUUCUACUAUUAAUGUGAAGUAAUGAAUUUUAUUUCGUAGUAGCUGUUGACGCUUCCCUGUUUUGUAUAAUGUGCGUGUAUGUGUGUGUGUUAUACUUUUAUAAAAGUACUGUAUAUUUUAUUCAUUGUUUUCCCAAACCUAAAUAUUCUAAAAUGUCAUUUUAAAGACUUGUACAGAAAUGUUGUUUUUUGCGCCAUUCUGCUUUUAUUUUGUUUUUCGUUUUAAUAAACUCCUCCAUAUUAAAGGCCUGACUCAGAGUUUGAAGAGUAAACUCGUACAACUGGUUACAUGCAGUGCUGCUGAAUACUGAAAUACCUGUGGUGUUCAAACUGAGACAAAGAAGGAAAUGAAAAUGGUUCCAGCCCAUCUGCUGAACGCUGUUGUGCAUCAGUAUCUGGUAUCCUUCAUGUUGGCAGUGAGUUGAAGUUGUCAGAAAUGAAGUUGCUAAACCAGACUGACAAGGUUCUGCAAGUCGUGGACGAUGUUUAAGGAAGUGAGCUCCAACGCAGUAACUCAUCAGAGGACAAGAAGAGGUUUCUUGAGUGGCCUCAGUGUCUAAUGCAGUGGUCCCAAACCUCCCAAACCCACUCUCCUUCACCAAAACAAAUUCUGCACCCCUCCACCCAACCCUCACCUCUCUACACUGUAACCCUCACAUGGAAAACUCACGCCGACAGUAAAACAAAAACUUUGCUUUUAUUUCAACUGUUGAUGUGAAACGGAGAUCCAACUUUUACUUUCAUAUUUUUGUGGGAAUCAGAUUUAACAGCUAUAGAGUGACACAUCUUCAUGUGACAAAAAGCCGCAAUUGUCAACUGAGCAUUAUUUGUCUGGACAUCUGUAGAGCUGUGCUGGACUCUACCCAAGGCCACUGAUAAGCUUCCACCACGAAUCAGAGACAGAUGUCUAAUGCUUAGUACACACAUUCUGACAUAUAUUCUUUAUGGCUUAUUGAGCUUCUGUACAGUAGCAAUAAAAAGGCCUUGUGAUUCUGAUUAUGUAUCAAAGCCAGUUCGAUAGCGGCAUAAGAUUGAAACUUGUAUUGUACUUUUGUAUUGUAGUUUCUCAACUCUCCCUAAAAAUA